Molecule: messenger RNA, 8270 nt
Organism: Bactrocera dorsalis (oriental fruit fly)
Lineage: Eukaryota; Metazoa; Arthropoda; Insecta; Diptera; Tephritidae
Gene: dpr9
Exons: 7
Coding region: 1181-3049 (622 amino acids)
Biological process (GO): synapse organization
Cellular component (GO): neuron projection membrane
Source: RefSeq, a predicted model, not a curated record
AUAUAUCUGUGCAUUACAAACGCUAAAUGCGCUUAUAUAUAUGUAUAUUUGAAAAUAAGAGGAAAGAUUCCGUGAUCGGUUUCGAAUAGUAAUGAAUUACUUUUGAAAGGUUGGAUGUACAGCUAAGUAUUUUGAAUAUUUGUAAGGAAAUGAAAAAGUGCGACUAAUCCAAAAACUGUAUAAGUAAGAAAGUUAAUAAAUAAUUCAGCAUGCAAAUGUGAAAUUGUGCUUUAUGCCUCCAUUUUCAGUUGGUACUAGUUAAAGCUUCCGCCACACCCCGUAUCCAGUCCUCUCCUCCUCAUGCGAAGGAGAAUAAAAUUGUGAAGUGGUUGUGCUAAGUGCCGAGAUAUUUACAUGAGUCAAGGACGGUUCAUUCGUUUUCGUAUUUCUGUCUCUCCGUGGUGAUUCAGCGAGUACAGAAGAAAAUUUUACUUAUUCGUACAUACAUAAAAUAAAAAAAAAUACUUAGGAUACCAAAAUAAAAAUACGCAUCAGAAAUAUUUAACAGUUACCGUGGGUGAAAGAUUUUUGUUGAAUUAAAUUCAAAUUCAUAUAAUGGUGUCUAAAAUAGUUUUUCAUUCUACCUGAAACAGGAUAAAAAGUGAAACAGAGAAAUCAGUUGCGUCUUAAUUUUUUAAGUGUAUUAAAUGCAAAAUUUACGCAUAUUUGUUGAAAGUUUGAAGUGAAUGAAAAAAAUAUAAUUUAAGUUAGUCAUUAAUUUAUAACUGAGUACACAUAUUAAGUUUCAGAUUUAAAUGACAAUCAAGCUUUUACUACGAAUAAUGAUGACACAAGAUUGUGGAAUACUAAAUAUCACAAGGACUUGCAGAUUAUUUCAUGGUCAAUAAUCCUACUUUACUGUGAGCUAACCAGACACAUUUAGAGGUCAAAUAGAAAGGGGUUGUGAAUUGUCACUUUGCAAUAGACACUAACAAACGGACAUUUUAAGAGAUCCAGAAAAUCAAAAGAUUUUACUUUCGCAUGCUUAUUUGUUCCACUCAAAAUAGAUAUGCACUUUAUAAUGUUAAGAAGCUGUUUUAACAGCAAUUCGACUCAAAAGAGCCACAUUGGUCACUCCCCUCCUAAAGUACUCACUUCGAUUAAAUAAAUUUAAAACGUAAAUAUAUCUGUAUUCAAACCUAACUCCCUGGAGAACAUACCAUAUACAUAUAAACAAACCAUGAGCUCUACAAAUUCUCCAACUGUCCCAAAGAUACAUCGAUCUCAAUAUAUUCAACAAUUUCAACGGCGAGUAUUCGGUAAAUUGUUAAAUGAUAAAGGGUUUAGCAGACAAAAUCGAAUGCAGUUGACCUUAAAUGAAAGAUUGGGGACAUGUACUAUUUACAAGUAUUGCCGGAGGCUACAAAAGUGGAAUUGUGUUACCAGAAAAUCGGGAAAUAUGACUGUUAGCACUCUUGGUAAAUCGAAGGGGCUAACGCCGAAACAUAGACUGACUUUCUGGAGAUUGGGCGUUAACUACAGCAUAAUGACAGAUUCAAUACAUACGAUAAUGUUAUUGUUUGCUGUUAUAAUGACUGUUUUGAUAUCGGAAAGCACUGUUCUAGCAUCGCAACGGGACUCAGUUAAACAAAAGAAUUCCAACAACCUGAGUAGUAAUAUACCUACGGGAAGCGGAGUUGAUACCAACGGUAAUUUUGAUAGCAUUAGCGAUGCCAACACCAUUAGGUCUAGAAACAAUGCAAGCAAUGGAAAUCCUGAUAUCAAUGUUUCAUUAGCAGCGGCUGAUAUACGUAAUAAGGCCAAUUACGUCACACUAUCACCGAUCGUCACUUCAAGUACUGCUUUCGUAACUGUAGGAGUAUUUAGUACAGCGAGCAAUUCGGUAUAUUAUGGAGGUGUGCAGAAGAACAGUACCGCACAUUAUUCGGGGACAUCCAUCGUCAAUCGUAAUGUGAUUGAAGUAACGGAAGAUAAUCGUAAUGGUCCAUACUUUGACAAAGCUGCAUCGAAAAAUAUAACAGCACUCCUCGGAAAAACGGCAUAUUUAAAUUGUCGUGUGAAAAAUCUAGGAAAUAAAACGAUGCUUUUGCAAGUUUCUUGGGUGCGGCAUCGAGACAUCCAUCUGUUAACUGUUGGACGGUAUACAUAUACAUCGGAUCAGCGCUUUCGUGCUAUUCAUCAGCCACAAACCGAAGACUGGAUUUUGCAAAUUAAGUAUCCUCAACAUCGAGAUUCUGGUAUAUAUGAGUGCCAAGUUUCAACCACGCCACAUAUGAGCCAUUAUAUUCACUUGAAUGUUGUCGAACCUUCUACGGAAAUCAUUGGCGCGCCGGAUCUUUAUAUAGAGAGCGGUUCAACAAUAAAUUUAACUUGUGUAAUAUUAAAUUCUCCCGAACCUCCUGCGUACAUAUUUUGGAAUCAUAAUAACGCUAUUAUCAACUACGACUCUCCUCGUGGUGGUGUCUCGGUAGUAACAAAUAAAGGGGAAACUACAACUUCUUUUCUUCUUAUAAAAUCUGCUCGGCCUUCAGAUUCCGGACACUAUCAGUGCAACCCAUCAAAUGCAAAACCUAAAAGUGUAACGGUUCAUGUACUGAAUGGUGUUUCUCAUUCCGUUUCCAGGGGAGUUCCCAGCAGCAAUGCAGCGCGCGGGACCAGUAUAUCUUCGAAUGUCCCAAAGUCGAUAUCUCCUAGUGUACCUGUCAAUGUACUUAUGCACCUUAGCAUAUGUAAAGUGGUAUAUGCAAACAUUGGCAGCAGUUGGGAUCAAGAUAGCAGGAAUUUGAAGCAUCUUGUUGCGUGGGUUUUAAACGUACUCGUGUUGCUGGCAACCGAUAUGCUUGGAAAGCAAGUUAAACGAAGAAAGUCUGGAAUGAUUAAUACCUGCGGCUGCAACUUCAAUGAUAUACAACUUAAACAAAAUUUACACCUCCAAAAGUCGAAAUCAGAUAACAAUAGCCAUAACGGAGAGGUCAACUUACGAAAUUUAUUUUAUAAUACUACUAUUUUUAAGUCGAUGAAACACUUUAACGUUGUACAUACUUGUAUACUGUUUAACAGACCUAUAUUUGAACCAGACAUCAGGUGAGUGCGUUUCGAUUUAAUGCCUUUUACUGGUCCUAGCCAUGUUACCGAGAAAGAGGGCAAAGUAAGCUCAAACAAUCCGAACUAAACUUGACUAAAGUGAGUUUUAUAAUGAUAAUAAUAUCCAUCGCAUUUUUUUGUAUUAUGUGUAUUGUAUAUUUUGGGUAUUUACUUCCCUCGGGUUUCCAACUAAAAGCGAAACCGGACUUUUUUGUAAUCGAAUAAAAGUAUUAGGUAAAUUUGGGUAUUUGUAAAGUUACUUAUAAGACAUAUUGUAAAUAAAACUAAUAUAAUACACUAAAUAAUAAUGAACCAAAAAUUGAAAAAAAGACCAAAAAAAAAAAGCGAAAAGAUAUUGUUUCAAGAAUAAAAUUCUAAAUUGCUAAAAACUAUGAACUAAUAAAGUUAGAGAAAAUUAUUAACUAAAAAAUAACGAUAAUUAUUGUAUGCUAAGUAAGCAUAUACAACUAUCCUUAAGAGAGAACUCAAAUUUGCUUGGUACACCAAAUAUAUAUUUGCGAAAAUAACACAUUAAUUUGUUUUAAUAGGUUUUUUUUUGUUUUUUUAAUUUUUACAUAUUAUUACCAAUUAAUAAAUUCGUUUGUCCGAUUUUAUAAUCGGUAGAUGCUUAUUUUUUCUAUUAUACACUUCAUAACUCUCUGGAAUAGGUAAAAUUACACAUAUGCUCUCUAUUUGUUUAAGCAUGUUAAAUAAUUAUAUAAUAGCUUAGAAGUGCAUGAGAUGUAACAUAACUUACCAAGACGGUAAAUUAAAUUGUUAGACGGAAUAAAACCGGUUGCUUCACCGAUACGGCAACAGAUCAUAGAAUGUAGUACGUAUUCUCAUUCCAAAUGUACCUAACUCGCAACGCAAUUAUCAAUAUGUACAGUAUUUUUAUUUUCUUAAAUUAUAAAUUUGACAUUAUUCAUCAUUAAUUAUAAUUUUACAGGUAUAUCAUACAUAUAAUAGUUAAAUCCAAUAUGGUUUAUUUUCAAUCUUCCGAAAACUUCGCGCGACAAGUUAAUUUAAAAAAUACUAUCAAGAUAUUUUAUUUGUAAUUUUUUCAGGAUGAAGCCCACUUUAAACAAUUAUUUCAACAAUGACCAGUUUCUUAUACAGAUACAUUUUUUUUCAUUGGCUUAAUAUUAUUUCCUAGCUUGGCUUAUUCAUAAGUACAUAUGUAUGUAUGUGUUCCAAAUUUGAGAUAUAAAAAGCACCUAUUUUCCAUGCAGUUAGCGGCAAUAAAGAAUAUGAUGCGAUGCUUUUCCCUGACAGUUGAAUAACAUGUGUGUAUUAUUUUUUUAUUAGUACGAGUAUACAUAAACCACAAGCAACAAAAAUUACACGAGCGUCCUUUUGUCAUUGGAAAAUCGUUCUAUAAUUAAGUUAUAUACAUCUGAUGUUUUAGUGACUAAUUAUAUAAAAUUAUAUAUGUAUAUUUGAACAUUCUGAUUUUUAUAUUUUAAUGCAUUCUUAAACUAUUUAUUUGUGUAUAUAUAGAUUUCGGUUUUUUAAUGGUUUUUCGAUAUUUUUUUGCAUUUUGUGUACGGUUUGUUCCGCACAAAUUGACUGACGACCAAAAACUGCGCAGAAUCCAACAUUCGAAGGACCGAUUAUUUGACCAAAAAUCACAUUUAACCAAUAACCACUCCCCGUAUUCUCCAGAUAUGGCACCGGAAAAAUGCAUUUGCCCAUGAAAGGAAAGCGUUAUGCAGACGUAGAGGCCAUUCAAAACCCUUGCACCGGCAUACUGGUAGCCACACCGGCCAACCAGCUAAAACACUCGUUCGACAUGCUUUUGAACCGUGUAAAAAGCUGUAUUGAAGCAGAAGGAGACUAUUUUGAAUAAAAUAAAUUGAUUUUGCCGAAAAAAACAUUUGUUCUGUUUUUUUAAGUCCUGUUUAUUUUGGAAUGCAUCUUGUAUAUUUAACAUUCAUAUUUGACUAUCUCGGGGUUAGUAAAAAAUUUCUAGGAUUCACAAUAAAUUAUCAUCUUUUCAUUUUUGAUUAAAUAUUUGCUGAGUAGUUUGAUGUUUCAGAGCAGUGACUAUAUGAAGUCAAGGCGAGAUCAUUAUUUCAUUAUCUGCAGAUUACUGGUUCCCAGUUUGCAAAAGCUCAAUUCUCGCAAAGAGAGCUUUAAAGAAAAUGGAAUAAUAUUAUUGAGAAGAGAAAAAAUUAAGCGGUUAAAGAUUUAUAAUACUUGUACAUAUCGAGCAAGAAUUAACAAACUGAUUUAGACGAAAAAAUCAAAAUUUUCAGGAAAUAUCUCGCUUAAUGAAGUUGAAUGAAAUAUGUUAGACGUAUAAACGCAGUAAUGUUUAACUUCAACCGCCAAACCCCAUUGACACAGAGUUGAAAACCGUAGUAUCACAAAAAUUGUUGUUUGACAACACUUCAAACGAAUUUGUUUUGACGAUCGCUAUUAAUAAUACCGAAUUUCCAAACUUCAACAAAGGUGCAGUUAGGUUGAAAAUCAUGAAAGGAACCUUACAUUAAGCUUCAAAAAUAUUCAUAGAUUUAUUUUGCGACAUUUGCGUCAAGUUUUCUGUUCCAGAUUCUGCAACUACGAUAGCUUUAUUGUAUGAUGACAUUCAUUUGGAUUUCAAUUCAAUCAGAAUUAUUCAUUUGUCGCUUGUCAUUAAAUUACAUAUGUAUUAUAUAAUAUCUUCGAAUAAGUACGUACAUUUGUUGAUGUUAUGAAAAUUGAGUAAGUGGUUUCCACGAGUCUCAAAAAACAAAUGAAUACCAUAGAAUUAAAAUUCGCUGUCAGUUUUUAACUAUCUGCACAUUUUUAUAGUUAGCUUUCAGUUAUAUGCAAAUAUAGCAUAAUGUACAUUAUAAGUUCAUAUAUAAUCUCAAAUAUUCCAUUUUAAGUUCGUUUAUGUUUACCAUAAAUUUUGAAAAUGAAUUGAAAAGCCUUAAAAUUUAAGUUAAUCAGUAAUAAAUUACAUUAUGACACAAAAAGGCUGCAAAUACAAGGUGUGUCCAAAAGUAACCGAACUUUAUAUUUAAAUCAUACAACAUGCAGCGAUACGUACGAGUAUAUCCGUUGAAAAUUUGAAGCAUUAAACAAAUACAUCCAUCCAUCAAACUCACCUAACUUCAUAUAAAUCGGAUGAUAAAUGUUAAAUUUGCCGUAAUUUCAAUAAAGGAAGAAGGGUAGAAUUCUUUCAUUUUAACAAAGAGCAAAUACAUUAUUUGUGUUAAAUCGCCCUCACAUACGAAUUGAUGAAAAAAUUCUUGAUUAUGAUUAUAUGAGUGGUACUCAAGUUUAUAUGUGGUUUAUACGAAUUUAAUGGUCAUGAGGAUUUAAAUGACGGCCAAGGCAUGGCAUAGCAUAACUGGCAGAGUCAGUCCUUAAAGUAAUUUUACAAAAGUAUUUGAAUAAUUAUACGCUGAACAGAGUUUCUUAAGUUUGUCAUGAAGUUUGUAACACCCAGAAGGAAGACCCUAUAAAGUAUAUACAUAUAUAAAUGAUUAGUAUGUUGAGUUGAGUCGAUUUAGCCAUGUCCGUCUGUCUGUAUAUAUACGAACUAGUCCCUCAGUUUUCAAGAUCUCGUCUUGAAAUUUUCCAACCGUCAUUUUCUCUUCAAGAAGCUGGUCAUCUGUCGGAACUGACCGAUAUCGGACCACUAUAACAUAAAGCUGCCAUACAAACUGAACGAUCGGAAUCAAGUGCUGGUAUGGAAAACUUUUGCAUUUGACAAGAUAUAUUCACGAAAUUUAGUAUAGAUUAUUGUCUAAGGCAACAAUGUAAUAUCCGAAGAAAUUGUUCAGAUCGGCUCAUUAUAGCAUAUAGCUGCCAUACAAACCGAAUGAUCGGAAUCAAGGCCUUGUAUGGAAAACUUUCGCAUUUGACGUGGUAUCUGCACGAAAUUUGACAUGGGUUACUGCUUAAGCUAAUAAUAUAAUCUCCGAAACAAUUGUGCAAAUUACUAUAGCAUAUAGUUUCCAUACAAACUGACCACUAAAAUAAAUGCACCUGCGAAGGGUAUCUUAGUUUCGGUGCAGCCGAAGUUAACCUUUUUUCCUUUUUUUAUCUGAAGAUUUGGGUAAAAGAAAGAUCUGUGCGCGUUUUCUUCUACAUUAAUAAACUGAAGAAAAUAUAACAAUUUUUUGUAAAAUAAAAACGGAUUUCUCUAUCAACCACCAUUUUUAUUUGCCUGAUCUAUCACAAUGAAACUUUUUUCUCUUUCCAAAACUGAAAAACAACAUGAUGGAAAAUGAAAAGAGCAUUUUUUGAUCAUAUCCCUGAAAAAGAGUUCGGUUAUUUUCAGGAUACACUAUAUACGGAUAGUGGGGAAAAACAAAUGCAUGAAAAACAGUUCCGAGAGCGGUUCAUUGCAUUCAUGCAUUGAUCACAAGGUGCUUAACGUUAUGUUAUUUUAACUAUGGAUUACUUAUGUAAGUAUGUACAUAUAGACAUAUGUAUAAGUACAUACAUAUAGUAGAUAAAUACCGCACUGAUUUAAGCUCUUUGGACAUUUGGAAAAAUGUACCUUAAAAAAUAUAUGUAGAUACAUAUAUGUAAAUAAAUAUGUGUUAAAUAAUGUUACCGUCAUUAAAAUACCAGUCAUUCACACGCCAUUAGUUAAAUAUAAUACAACAAGUUAGAUUAAAGGGAAAUGUUCUCAAGGUACAUUUGGGAGUGUAGCUACCGAGAAAAUGAGUAAGCUUAAGUUAAUUUAUCUGCACAUGCUGUUAUACAUAUAUAUGUAUGAAGUUGUUUGUUCAAAUUUAUCGCGUGGACUGCAUAACAAAGAGAAAAAAAUAAAAAUAAACCAAAGACAAAUAACAUAAAUAAUCACUGUUAUUUCUUUUAUUUUUUGAAAAUUAAGCAUUCGCCCAUCAGAAAGAUAUACCAUAUACCAUAGGUAACAUAAUAAAUAAAUCUACAAGUACUAUACUGAAUGAGCUGAAAAUAAAAUGAAAAUGAAGCGUUACAAAAAAAACAAAGUUGAAUGUUAAAAUUAAAAAAAACGGUAUUAAUAAAAAAUAAAGUUAUAUUAACAAAUCACAUAAAAUCCUCGAAACAAAUAAAAAACUACCAUUAGUUAAAGUGAGAUAAAACCGAAACUCGUAGUCAUGUAUGGUAAAUAAUGGGAAGUUAAAUGGACGCUAUGAUUAGAACUCAUCAGUUUCAUAAGCAAAUACAGUAAAAAAGCUGCAAAUGUAAUUAAAUAAAUUGUACGAAUUCUCGCAUUUUAUGUUUUCGCAAAACUAUCU